AUGGUUUGCUUUUUUUUGCGCAUGCAAGGCUGCCGGGUUAAGCUGCUCACAAUCUGCCUCCACCUGACGAAAAUCUGCCUCCUCUACUCGCUGGCACUCUGGGGCGCAUUCAACCUCAUCACCCGCCCAUCCCCUCAUCCCUACCACGUUACAAGUACUCCCCACCACGUCGACCGCACUGGAUGCGACUGCGGAGCUUCCGUCGCCGAGGCCGUCGCGCGUGGCUGCAAGUUCGACGGGCUGGCCAUGGCCUGGCUCCCGGCGCACUGCCGCGACGACGAGUUGGCCGCGGAGUUCAACACCGUGGGCGAUGGCCCCAACGGCACCUGGAUUUACUACGCGGACCGCGAGCGCACCCUCCCCAUGGAUGUAAAUGAGGUGGCGGCGCUGGCGGACCGGCCGGAGGCAUUGGUGCACAUGAGCAUUCAAUGGCACACCCUGCACUGCAUCUUCUACUGGCGCAAGCAGUUCCGCGCGCGGUUCAAUGGGAAGAUCGUGGAGCCCCGCUCCGACUCGGAGCACCAUAUCAGGCAUUGCGGCGAGAUUUUCUUAUCGCCGGGAUCGAGGACCAAGUCAGGGGUGGCGCUCGUGACCAACGACGACUGGUCCUAUCACCCUGUGAAGGGCGACGCUGAGAAAGAUGAGUUGACUCUGUUUAUUCUAUCUGGGCCAUCUCGAUUGAGCCCCAAUACCACUCCGUCAUCUGGGACAACGUUGUCGAGAAUCUUAAAGGAUUGGGCAAAGGACCUAGUCGAGGAAGGUUAUUCCGACUGCUGUGUCUCGGUCUCUGUCAAUGGAGCCGGCCAAUUCAGACUGUGGCUCUCCCCAAUCAUCCAUCGGGACUCACAAUCAACGUUCGAGGAAACUGUUGACCGGGCCACGAAAUUCUUCAUGCAAGCUGGUUCCGAGUCAGCCUGCUUCAGCUUCACACUUACUUCACACUCUGAUCAUGGCUAUUUGCUAUCCAUCAUCAGAGUCCCUGCGGCCGCUGAGAAUGCAUUUGCCCCCGCCGAAACCCUUUCAUUUAGCCUAUCGAAGGUCAAGAAGAACCUGCUUCAAGGCGCCCCCUGGCUUAUCCUUCUCUGCCUGUUAACCCUACUAUCCGUCAUCGGCGUCGUCGUGUCCACUCGCCUCGGGCUCACGUUCCGCGGCUCAAGCGCCAGCAGCACUUCAGGCAAUUUCUGGCUGCAGUGGAACACCAGCCGCAGCCGUGGCCUCGAGCACCAACUCCAAUUCACACGCCCCUGGUCCAGCUUUCUAGAUUAUUUCGGGGAUCAGGAGGAGCGCCAGGAGCAGUCGUGGUUCGUCCGGUUGGACGAUCAAUCCAUGGUCCCGCUCAAUCUCGUCGACGAGAGUGAGCAGAAAUACCAACGAUGGUUCCAGGAGCGGUAUCCGGAGAUGGAGCGGGUCCGGCAAAGCGGCGACUAUCUCAACACCUCCUUCUGGGAGGAUCCAUACGCGAUGCAGAUCGCCACGGACGCGCUCUUUCACCCGGCGCACUGUCUCCUGGCGCUGCGGCGGUAUUGGCACGCCAGGGAGACGGGCCGGCAUGUCUGUCCACGUGAUAUCGACUUUCACCAUGUGAAGCAUUGUCUGGACUCUCUGGAAACGGUGCUGUUUGUGGAUAGUGUUGGCGAGAAGGGUCCUAUACUCCCCCAGGAUUUGGAUAGUCGGAUGCCGUGGUUGGUGAAUGCCUGUUUCUAG
Molecule: messenger RNA, 1704 nt
Organism: Aspergillus aculeatinus CBS 121060
Lineage: Eukaryota; Fungi; Ascomycota; Eurotiomycetes; Eurotiales; Aspergillaceae
Exons: 3
Coding region: 1-1704 (567 amino acids)
Source: RefSeq, a predicted model, not a curated record